UGGAUGACUGCUGUGGCAGGGAGGACAGAGACAGAAACUGAAAGAGCCACAAAGAUAGAUUAAAUGUGGAUAUAGAAAGUGAAAAUCAGAGACAAGGUGAGAUUGUGUCAACAAGGACUUACAGAGACAGUUUGACUGAUUGAAAUGGAAUCGAAGAGACUGAGACAAACUUGGGAUUAUCAGUAACGGAUCAUCAGAAGUGGAGUUUCUCAAACAUGGACUAGUCUGGUAGUCUGUACAUACAUACGCACACACACAUAUACACACACCGUCUACACACACAUUUAGUUUCCUUUAGUGAGCUGUCUUGGCAGUGGACAGGUGUCAGUAUGCAGGAGUCUCCAGGUGCCAUGGGUGUAGAUGGCAGCUAUGCCAGCAAUGUUCCAGCCUUUCUCACCAAGUUGUGGACCCUGGUGGAGGAUCCAGAUACCAACCACCUCAUCUGCUGGAGUGCUACUGGGACUAGUUUCCAUGUGUUUGACCAGGGACGCUUUGCCAAGGAAGUUCUGCCAAAGUACUUUAAACACAACAAUAUGGCGAGCUUCGUUCGACAGCUCAACAUGUAUGGUUUCCGUAAGGUGGUGAACAUUGAGCAGAGUGGUCUGGUGAAGCCUGAGAGAGACGAUACAGAGUUCCAACAUCUAUACUUCCUCCAAGGACACGAGCACAUGCUGGAACACAUCAAGAGGAAGGUAUCCAUAGUGAAGAGUGAAGAGACCAAAGUUCGUCAGGAGGACCUCAGUAAACUGCUGUAUGAAGUUCAGCUUCUCAGAACACAACAGGACAACAUGGAGUGUCAGAUGCAGGAUAUGAAACAGCAGAAUGAAGUGUUGUGGAGAGAGGUGGUCUCACUGAGACAGAACCACACACAGCAACAGAAAGUCAUGAACAAGCUGAUUCAGUUUCUGUUCAGCCAGAUGCAGUCCAACACACCCAGCACUGUGGGUCUAAAGAGAAAGCUACCCCUGAUGUUGGAUGAUGGCUCUCCCAGCCCUCCUGCCUCCAAGUUCAGCCACAGUCACCCAAUGGAGCCCAUGCAUGAGCCCUUCUACAUCCAGUCGCCAUCCAGUGAUACUGCUUCUUGCUCUGCCAGUGGGCUGACAGGAGGACCAGUCAUAUCUGAUGUUACUGACAUGUCUCAGGCCACCAUGACCCUCCAGAUGCAGCCUGAAGAGACCAGGGAGAAGUGCAUGAUGCUCAUCAAAGAGGAGCCUGUGAGUCCAGGAGUGAGAGGAGGAGGGAAAGGAGGCAGUAUAGGGGGAGGAGAGGCCGUAGCGUUGACCUCCUCCUGUGAGGUGUGCUCCUCAGAACCUCCUGUCCUCCCCGUCGCAAUGGUCCAGUCUGUUCUGGAGGGGAGGGGCUCUGUGGCCUCUAUGGUGGAGAGGAGGAGUAAGAGACCUGCCUUGGACAGAGUGGAGGUUUCAGAUGCAGUGGAGAAUGUGGAUAUGAGCCUGGAGGAGCUGCAGCAGCUGUUGCUCAGGAGCCAUCAGCAGAGUACUGUGGAAGCUGGGACCAGCGGUGUUAUGGAUCCCUUCAGUUUAAGCCUGCCUCUGACUGAGUGGAACUUCACAGAGAUGGAGUCCAACCUCAAAUCAUACAUGUUCCAGAACCAGGAAGCAGAGGCCUUUCCAGCUGCUGGCUGUGAGGAACACUGAUCAAUCUGUGCUAUGGACUGUCCUUUCUGAAGUGGAAGGCCACAGAAGCUGCUGUUCCCCUCAUUAUUCCACUCUUCAUGAUCCCACGGCCCUGCCAGGCUGUUUCUUACACAUGGCUUUAUUCACAUUCACGCACCUACAAAAUGCAGCAAUGAAAAGGCCUGUAUCCUUAUAUUUCCUGGUCAGCUGACAUUGCCAGUGGACCUGUGAGCUACCAGCUCUGUGGGCAUGACCGCUGCGUGCAUGAGGAAAGACGCUGGUCUAAGAUUUUCAUAAAUACCCAAACAAACAAGUGUGUUAUGACAUAAUCAUAUCUAGACUCCAAUAUUAAGCCAGCUGGAUGCAGACAGUGCAUUCUUGGCUCCAGCACUUUAGUCUUUGUGUGAAAGGGAGUUCCUGCUUGUGGACGUGACUUUUUCUUCCUACUGUAUAAAGAAUCCAUUACGGAUGUACAAGUGAAUAUUUUUAUCAUUUUAUCCUUAUUACAAAAAUACUGUAUUUGUAUCCAAGAGAAAACUUUGACAAAAAAGUCGCUGUGAAAAACCAUCUUGGGGGCCAAUGUAGCAUACUUUAUAUUACAAGUUAUGUGAUUAUUUUCAGUCUGUGAAAGGGUGUAGAAAAUUUAAGGGCUCCUCAUAUUCUUCAUGCAUUUCAAAUCAUGAUAAAUGUGUUGAGAUAGAUCAGAGGUGAGUUAGCCUUCCAUGAUAUGAAAGGUUUUUUUAGCAAAAAUAUGGAUUCAAGCCACUCUAAAAUCCAUUAAGAAACCUUUUGUUUUUUGAAGCAUAUCAUGAUAGGAGGUUUUACACACUUAAGCACCCAUCUAAUGUAUCUUUGCACAGGCCUGACAUAUAGCCAGAGACUUAGAGUUACUUCUCUUCUGUCCAUUUAAAUGUGAAGUUUAAAGGAAUUAUUAAAAGAUAGACUUCUCAUUUGACAAAACCAUGAACACCACUGCAUUUUUGCACAAUCUGUAUCACUAGUUAUAUAUAGUUAUGACAACAGGUCAUUUAUUUUCUGUUUGUAGAUGACCAACACUUUGUUGCUCUACACAUGCAUGUCUAAAAGAGAUACUGGCCUCAAUAACAGGGUUUUCCAAAACUCGAAAGCAAAAUGUGGUCUUGGAGACACAAGGUCUCUGAAUGUUACUACUGUUUUCAUUUGGAAACAAAGGCCACACGUUGAGACUUGAGUGUGCAUAGAACGUAGAAACCCUGAUAAACAGUCAAGACAGUGGGAUGCUGCUUUUCAUACUUUGUACAAAAAAAAGAACAAAAAAAAAGAAUAAUCAACUGUCCAGGAGCCAGUCUUUAAAAAGAUUUCAUUAUGGUUGACUGCAUUUCAUUAAAUGUAUGGUGGGGUGGUUACUUGAGAAUUUAAUCUGUAAUAGAACCAUGAAAACCUGCUUGAAAAAUUCUCUGGAUUACUAGAAAUCAUCAAUAACUCUAACUGAUUAUGCCAUUUGAUGUAAAAUAAUAGCACUGGUUGCAGGCAACAGUUUAAAGGUUAACUUAGUGCUAAAUAUUCUUCUGGGAAACUUCCUAGAGAUUAGUUGAAUCGUGCAAUACUGUACAUAACUGUGAGAACUCACAAAAUUGCAAUACAUGGAUGACCAUAGGAAUGUAGGAAACAGCAACUGUGAGUGGUGGACUGGAACACACCAUAGUAAGAUGCACUGCAGAAGGACUAUGUUGGCCUGUGAGUCUAAAAGCCCGGCUAUCUUUUUACACUGAGGCGGUCAAAAGCCUCAACUUAGCCUACGGCGAGGCUACGGCAGCUGCGUAACUCUGUAGCUACACCGUAACCCCUUAACACAGAACAGCUUUAGUAUUGUUUUUUUGCACGGAAUAGAUGUGCAUUUUGUUCCCUAAAAGAAAUAAAUCUGAAAGCUCUGCUAGCUCUUCACCCCGAGUCAGACCAAAAGGAUUUGAACCAACUGAACAACCAGCCGACCAGCAACUCCAUCGUCAGAGCUACAAGCUGCUGCUAGCAAGGUUAGAAAUCAGGGCAGCGAUUUGCAUUAGCUUUUUGAAAAGGGCUAAGAAUUGUAUUUUCUCGAUGAUGUACUUUUGAAUCUUUUGUGUACUACUACUUAUUAUGACUCCAAUUAUACUUUCUCACUAUCUAUAUUAUAACUACUGAAUUCAUAAUGCUGUAACUUUGCAUCUAGAUUUGGUACAGUGUGAUUCUGCAAAAGUUGGAAAAGAAAGUCUUCUGACAGACAUGAUUACAGUUGAGGUUUUUAUGUCUGCAUUAAGAGAUGUAAAAAGUGAAAUACGCUAAGACUAGCUCGAAGAACUGAAAGAAUGUGUUCAUAUUGUGUAGAUUUACCUAAACAUUAUAUUAAAUUAGCCUACUUAAAAAACUAACGCAAACUGCCCCCUGCAGGUUAACAUUUUUAUGACAGACCUUCCUUCUCAGUGCAUUCGUCGGGAGAAGGGAGAAAAAGCAAGCUGUGGUGUAUAACAAGUGAAAUUGCACUAAAAAUCACAGUUGUAUGAUAUUUGAGAGUAUACGGUACAUUUUAGACAUAGCAUUUAUUCUUGUUCCUCAUGAUAAUAUGAGUGUUAAUGAUUUUUUUUUCAAGGAGUGAUGAACAUACAUUCAGUUGCUGUUGUGUUUCUAAUUUAUUCUGUUUUUCAUUUUAAUCAUUUGCACUGGAAAUGAACGGAUGUGUGUUCAAAUGACAUUUAUGCUUGUCAGGAUUGCAAAUAGAUAAGGAAGUAUUUUUGUUAACUGAGUGAAAAGACCUCUGCUGUAACAAAGCCUGGCAUCCCAAAAGCACUUCUGCAUUAUAUACAGACAACAAUACAUCAGCAAAUACAUAUAACAUAUAUUAACAAAAAAUCAGCAAACAACAAAGUACACCCGCUGUCACUAAAGACACAGGCAAUCUUAGUGCUUAGAUGCUUUUGAAAGUGGGCCACAACCUUCUAAAAAUGUGAAUUGUUUUAAAUGGUUUUUUGCAAAGACUAAAGUGUAUUGUUACAGAGAGUCAAAGAAACUGACCAUGUAUUCCACCUUUGUAUGAAAUAUUUAAGUUGUUAAAACAAAUAAAAGUGAAAGAAAGCAGA
Molecule: messenger RNA, 4726 nt
Organism: Siniperca chuatsi (mandarin fish)
Lineage: Eukaryota; Metazoa; Chordata; Actinopteri; Centrarchiformes; Sinipercidae
Gene: hsf4
Product: heat shock transcription factor 4
Exons: 13
Coding region: 330-1655 (441 amino acids)
Biological process (GO): regulation of DNA-templated transcription
Molecular function (GO): DNA-binding transcription factor activity; sequence-specific DNA binding
Source: RefSeq, a predicted model, not a curated record